AUCCCUUUCCUUCCUCCUCAAGGGAGCAUUGCAUUGGAGGAGGAGGAGGAGGAGGACUGGAGCUCUCCAAGGUGCUGCUGCUCCUGCCGCCGGCUCUUGCAAACCGCAUGCCUGCCUCUCUGCCUGGCUCUUCCUCCUGCUUCCACACGUUCUGGCUCCACGCAUCCCUGGGCAGGAAGGGAUCAUGGUCUUUGCGCCAGGGGAGCAAUCUGGAAACAAUCACGAAGAAGCAAGAUUGCAACAUGCCAGCAAACAGAUCGUGCACACUGCCAUUCAGCAGGCUGUCCAGCAGCUCUCCCAAGAGAGCCAACCGAUGGAGAAGUGCACAAAGAGUAGUGUGAAUUUGCAGCUUGAGCAAGGACAAUUAACCAAGAAGCAUGAAAAAAAGUAAACACUCCACUGUUACUUCUCCUGGAUCCUCCACUCUGGAGCACUGCUGCCUUCAUAGUAUCAACUGCAUUGCCAGUGUAGCACUACUAGGGAAAAGCAAACCAAAGUAUAAAUAGCAUAUAGUGAUAAAUGUAUAACGUUGCAAUAGUUCUCAGCUGAGAAAUAGUGUCUUAAGAACAUUAGGUCAUGUAACUUGGUAUGUAUGCAGUGCCUCUCACACAAGUAACAAAAGAAUGCCAUGGCAACUCAAGUAUUUGUCAAGCACAAAUUCCUCCUAGGGUACAGCUCUACAUUCAAAAUGCCCCUGUACUUCUGCAUAUUUCAUCAAUGUCUAACUAACUAACAGAUGUUUCUUUCAAGGUUCGAGGAGUCUAUUGCAUGACACAGAGAAGUAUAUGUGAGAAGACAUGUUUUCAGACUCCUUGAUACCUACUCUUUGACAAAGUUUUUUUAAAAAGCAGCAUCCAGAAUGGCCACAAUGAAAUAGAAGUGGAAACAUCUGUGAAUGAAGUUUUCAUAAAUAAACAUGCUAGCCAUCACCCAACAAAGAGUUAAGCAUACUUCAACAUGUAUUUCCAUUUUCAUACUUUUAAGCUAGGGAGAGAGUGAGAGUUUGUUACAGUUUCAAUCUUUCAGUUGCACACUUACCUGUGAGUAAGCCCCAUAGAUCUCAGUUUGUCUCACUUCUGAAUAGACAUACAUUUAAUCCUGUAAAAUCAUUGGAUCUUAAAACUCUUACCUCUCAAACUCAGUGCCAUUUCUUUCAUCUGGAGCAGCUAUGUACCAAAUAGGCUCUGCUUCUUCUAUUCAUUUUUACAUAGAAAAUAUGGGAAAUCUAUUCAAAGUAGCAAAAUACUAUAGAGACCCCACUUCGUGAAAUGUGAAUGUGUUAAUGACAUAGCAAGGACUUAAGACUGUUCUGGAUUAGCCACAAAAACUCAUCUGUAGAACUGAUAUAAAAUUAGCUUCAUUGGCUGCAAUCAAGCCAUACCAGGUAUGUUCACGGAGGCCCAUAAACAUUGUGGUUCCUCUUCCAUGCACACUGCUUGGCAUCAAAGGAGAACACCAUCAUUUAAGAAAAUGGGAACUAAUGGGCGCAUGGUGUUUUCCUUACGUUCCAUACAUUGAAUAAAGCAGAAGAUAGAUGAAGACCUUCAUUUCCUUUUGCUGGGCUUUAUAUAUUAUUUUGACUGGGGAAACCUUCCAAGCUCUUAUACUAUCCUUAAUUGUAGUUCUUGUUAUUUAAAGGCAACUUUAUAUUAAAGCACAUGCUAAAUACUACUUAGGCUCUUUUAACACUUCUGAAUAAAUACAUGUUAAGGAAGAAAACUGGAAUUAUCAAUUCAAAAUGUUUUGAAACCUCUCUUGUUUAUCUUGUACAC
This is a messenger RNA of Sceloporus undulatus (fence lizard), 1772 nucleotides long. Its product is annotated as A-kinase anchor protein inhibitor 1-like. The transcript is spliced from 2 exons. Bases 185 to 391 code for a protein of 68 amino acids. The record is from RefSeq and is a predicted model, not a curated record. NCBI's taxonomy places the organism in Eukaryota, Metazoa, Chordata, Lepidosauria, Squamata, Phrynosomatidae.